Teleopsis dalmanni is the source of this 762-nucleotide messenger RNA. RefSeq names its product caspase-1-like. The record is from RefSeq and is a predicted model, not a curated record. Gene Ontology annotation, molecular function: caspase binding; cysteine-type endopeptidase activity. The transcript has 4 exons. Bases 1 to 762 code for a protein of 253 amino acids. NCBI's taxonomy places the organism in Eukaryota, Metazoa, Arthropoda, Insecta, Diptera, Diopsidae. Gene Ontology annotation, biological process: proteolysis. Gene Ontology annotation, cellular component: protein-containing complex.
AUGUCGGGACCCGGAUACGCUUUAAUUUUUAAUAAUAUCAAUUUUGAUGGUGCUCCAAAUAUAUCUUCAGGCAAAUCAGAUAAAAAAGCUAUAGUUAAAUUCCUAGAAUGCUUCAAAAUAAAAUAUUCAUAUCAUGAAGAUCUAACAAAAGCGGAAAUAGAAAGAGUUAUGAAGAAAGUAGAAAAAACGAAUUUUACUCGUCAUUCCUGUAUAAUAAUUUUCAUAUUGAGUCAUGGUGACAGAACAAGUAUAAUUUCUGCAAAAGAUACAAAAUAUAAUUUGGAAGAUACUAUUAUAUUUUCACUACUUCGCAACGGUUCCUUGGAUGAAAAACCGAAAUUUCUAUUUAUUGAUACUUGUAAGGGUAAAAAUACUCCGGAAAAAAUCAGAAAUGAGGAUACAAAUGAACAGAGAUAUCCCGGGCAAUGUGUGCAAAGUCAAAUACAUGACUUACAUAAACCUGACUUUUUGCUCACGUUUUAUUCUACAUAUGAAGGUUUUGUCUCAUAUUAUGAUGACAGAGACGGAUCAGUUUUCACACAAACGUUAUGCCAGCACUUGGUAAAAUAUGGUCAUGACAGAAGCUUAAUGUAUAUAAUCGAAAAAGUUAUGGAAGCUGUUAAAAUCUCAAAAAAUGGUAAACAAUCGCCAUGCUUAACAACCAAUUACUUCGGAAGUUAUUGCUUUGGAGACUAUCUGAGUGAAUCAUCUUCAUUUUCAGAGUUUUUAAAUACGAAAUUCACCUUAAAAAAAAAAACGUGA